Messenger RNA from Trichoderma virens Gv29-8, 999 nucleotides. RefSeq lists its product as uncharacterized. The transcript has 2 exons. NCBI's taxonomy places the organism in Eukaryota, Fungi, Ascomycota, Sordariomycetes, Hypocreales, Hypocreaceae. The record is from RefSeq and is a predicted model, not a curated record. Bases 1 to 999 code for a protein of 332 amino acids.
AUGGAGCCUGCCCGUGAUAGUCAGCAUGCCCUUUCGAUGCUCGAAUGCUUGAAUAGAGCCGGACAUGAACCGGCAUCAAGCCAAGCAGCUUCGGUGUUUACUACUCAAGAUGACGUCAACGCUAUCGCAUCACCAGAAGAUAGUCAAACGCAUUCGAACGGGGGUAUUAGGUCUGAUGUGUCCGAAGGCGUUGACACUGGAUUUCAAACCCUCGAUACCAUCACCGAUGAAGAAGCUAUCAGCAAAGAAGUUGUUGAAAGGUAUCUCGCCGAGGAACCCAAAGUAAAGACAAUGCUUAGGGUGGCCAUAGCUGUAACGGGUAAAGAUCGCUUUCCUAAGGCAGUUUCCGAGAUUGUCGAUGUGCUUUGCACAUCGGUGGGAUGGAAAGGCGGGUCUAAAACUGAAGAACUUUUCUUCAAGUUGCUGAAAAGCGAGGGAGGCAGCAGAAAAGUUAAGGAGGCACUCACAGCACAAAGUGAUAGGCUGCUCGAAGAAAUUGAAAAUAUUGGCGAAAAUGGCUUGAUAGAUCAACUACAGCAAGUGGCACAUGAAGUGGAGCAAGAGGCAAUCCAACGUCGAAUAGAGGACGCGCUGCUGUCUUUACCCGAGGAGUUGAGGUACACGCUUCAAUCGGUACCAAAAAAAGACUUCCGGCUAUCACAAGAACAAGAUACCUCGAUCUGGAACCAAUUUAAAGGUUGGGUAGAAGAUUCUACCCAGCAAAGAUGGGACUGGUGGCCAAUGACCGCAAGAAAGCGAAUGCUUGAGCCUGGAGAGUCAAGAUUACUCUGGCAAACAAACGGUAAAGAGCAUUGGGAGGAAUUAUCUUCUAAACAACGCGAGGCUGUGGAAAUACUACUUGCGUUGUUAGACGAUGUCCCGAAAUCGCUACCUCGAUGCGUGGGAGAGCCAACAACAACUUCCCGAUCUAUCAUGAAGUUUGGAACUGCAGGUGUCAUGAUUGCGGGCGCGGCAUCACUCAUCUAUUGGCUGAUGUAG